This is a messenger RNA of Linnemannia hyalina, 354 nucleotides long. NCBI's taxonomy places the organism in Eukaryota, Fungi, Mortierellomycota, Mortierellomycetes, Mortierellales, Mortierellaceae. The record is from the annotation of a GenBank genome assembly.
AUGGCCCUCACGGAACUCAAGAACAGUGCCGACCCUGUUCAGCUAUUCCAAGUGGACUAUGCCCUGCAGGCGCCGCGGUAUAUAAUAGGCGACGAGUCGACUCAGCAAGCAGUCUUGCGGUUUGGUGGAGGAGUUGCCAUGGCAGUAUCGGGAGUCGGCAGUGUCUGCAAGUUGGAUCCGGCCAAGCUUCAUAGCAGUAUCAGCAUACUUCAUCAAGCGGCGAUGCAGACGUAUGAGGGUACAGAGUCGGUCUUGGAGGGCAUGAGGGUGUCGCAGAAGGAUAGUAAUGAGAUUAUCUUGUUCCUGUUCACCCUGUGCAUCCACAGCCACCUGGACUUCCUGGGCUGCCUGUAG